Messenger RNA from Adineta ricciae, 1008 nucleotides. NCBI's taxonomy places the organism in Eukaryota, Metazoa, Rotifera, Eurotatoria, Adinetida, Adinetidae. The record is from the annotation of a GenBank genome assembly.
AUGGCAGCAGAACUAAACAUCAAUCGGAAGCGGCAUACUGUAACUGUAUUGCAGAAUGGAAAGGUAUUGAUCACUGGUGGAUACAAUCACAAAGGAGUUCUUCGUGAAUGUGAACUAUAUAAUCCAUCAAGAGAUCAAUGGAUACUAGUAGCAAUCAUGUCUGUUGCAAGAGUGCAUCACACCGCAUCUUUGUUGGAUAAUGGCUUGGUGCUAGUGACUGGUGGUGGAAACUCUGACAUGGCUCUUUCAAGUGCUGAACUGUACAAUGGAUCAGCGAAUACGUGGACAAACGCACAAAGCAUGAUCCAUCACCGAUCUCAACACACAGCCAUUGUGCUGCAGAGUGGAAAAGUGCUCGUUGCAGGUGGUUGGAACAAUGGAGGAAUAGCUCAAGAUACUGCUGAACUAUACGAUCCUCAGACAGGUGUUUGGACAGCUACUCAAAGCAUGACCUGUGCUCGUGUAUAUCAUCAAGCAUCGUUGUUAACAAAUGGAAAAGUACUAAUCACUGGUGGAUUCGGUUUUUGCUCCAUAGGUAUGUCCCCAAAGACGAGUGAGUUGUAUGAUCCGAAAGCAGAUGCAUGGAUCAGAACAAAUGACAGGAACAUUGAUCGCAUUGAUCAUGCAGCAGCUGUGCUCCAAGAUGGAAGAGUGCUGGUAAAUGGUGGAUAUAGUUCAAUCGGAGUGAUGCGGAACUCUGCUGAGUUGUUCAACCCAUUGAAGAAUCAAUGGGCCACAACACGUAGUAUGAAAACCCCACGCUAUGCUCAUUCAGCAACUUUGUUACCAAACGGAAAAGUCUUAGUCGUUGGAGGACACUCCGAUCACUCUUUAGACAGUGCUGAACUGUACGAUCCAUCUACCGGCGCUUGGACAGCCGCUGGCAACAUGAAAUAUAAUCGCUCUUAUCAUACAGCAUCUUUACUGACUAGUGGAAAAGUCUUGGUUAUUGGCGGAUAUAUCGGUCCUCAGAAUGGAAUUACAGAAAUAUACUCUAGUGAGAUGUGA